AUGACAGAUCAAAGGGAAUGGAAUAUUCAGCUCAUUCAGCAAAUCUUUAGCUCUGACACUGCUCAAGUCAUCAUUAAUCUUGAUAUUCACCCCAGAGAAGAAGAGAGUAUUCACUGGAAAGUCAACAACACAAGAAAAUUCUCUGUUAAAGCUUUAUACAAAUCCAAAAUAGAGAAUCUCUAUAGAAAUGAUCAAACAACAAGAGACUGGAGAGCUAUAUGGAACUUGGAAGUGGCACCAGCUGUCAAAAAUUUUCUCUGGAAAUGUGCUCAUGAAAUUCUUCCAACUAAUGCCAAAACUGCAAGCAUUCUCCACUAUAUUGAUUCCAUAUGCAAAUUAUGCAACUAUGGGGAGGAAUCUAUGACACACAUGUUCCUCAACUGCCCUGCUGCCACUGAAGUCUGGCAGCAAAUGUUAGAUGGAAAUCAUGGCUUAUUUGAUCACCAUACUGUUUUCAUGGACUGGUUUAAUGACUGGUUUCACAACGCGAACAUCAGUCAUAAUGUCUGCAUCUAUGCUACCACUUGUUGGUUCAUUUGGAAGGCUAGAUGUGAUCUAGUUUUCCAAAACAUCUCUCCUAAUGCUAAGAAUACUACUCUCAGCAUUCAACAACAUCUCUGUGAUCAUAACAAAAUUCACAAGUUACAUUUCUAUGCCUUGAAUACUCAGGGGCAUAUCAUUGAGAAUGAGUCCCAUAUAGCUACUCCUGAAACUAUUUUUGGGAUCCAACAACACAAGCAAAGCUUUGGUUUCUUAAUCAAAAUCUGUACUAUUCAGGAUCCCAGCACUUAUCAGUUUUUCUCUGCACUAACUAUUACUGAUUUUGCAGGCAACUAUGUUGAUAGCAGAGGACACACAUGA
Molecule: messenger RNA, 861 nt
Organism: Papaver somniferum (opium poppy)
Lineage: Eukaryota; Viridiplantae; Streptophyta; Magnoliopsida; Ranunculales; Papaveraceae
Exons: 1
Coding region: 1-861 (286 amino acids)
Source: RefSeq, a predicted model, not a curated record